CUUAUUCUUCUCAACAGACACUUCAACAGACACUUCAACGUGCAUGUCAAUCGAAGAGUCGAUCACGUCGAACCUAGUUGGGAAGUCGAACGACGAGCUCUUCUCCCUUCUUGCUCUCUUUCAGCCCCACCACUUCUUCCCCGUCCUCUUGUUGCCUUCGCCGGCGAAGCCUAUACACGAGCUCUCAGCCUGUUCAUCAUCCACCGCGAGCGAUGGAAAGCUUUAACUUCUUCAAGCGUUCCCUGCGCGAGUACGACCCGUCGGCCAGUAACAAAC
This is a messenger RNA of Phanerochaete carnosa HHB-10118-sp, 276 nucleotides long. RefSeq lists its product as uncharacterized. The transcript has a single exon. Lineage: Eukaryota; Fungi; Basidiomycota; Agaricomycetes; Polyporales; Phanerochaetaceae. The record is from RefSeq and is a predicted model, not a curated record. Bases 44 to 226 code for a protein of 60 amino acids.